UGGCAACAGUUGAUUGUAUGAUACGAGCUUAUGUGUUGAAUGUGCGUCUGGUAUAAUCAUGUACAAAAGUGCUAUUUUUCUACUUUUCAUUAUUGUCAGCACAUCGAAUAAGUAUGUAACUGCCGAAAAUGACGAGGAUACGUCGACAGAUCUGUACGUUAUCGAAGGAAAGGUGUUCCCUUGGGAAAAUGGUGCAUCAAAUGGCUGGCAGUUAAUGACUCACGUCAUGGCUAACGGUGGAGAACAUUAUGGUUUCUUAAGGGAAGAUGGAACAUUCAUUAUAUCAAACGUACCUUCAGGAUCAUAUAUAAUCGAGGUUGUAAAUCCAAACUGUGUUUAUGAACCUGUCAGAGUAGAGAUUAACUCAAAAGGGAAAUUCAGAGCAAGGAAAGUUAAUUUGAUACAAACGUCUCAAGUAAUACAAGUUCCGUAUCCAUUAAAAAUGAGACCACUCACACCAUUCCGUUAUUUCCAAGUUAGAGAACAGUGGAGAGUAACAGACUUUUUAUUCAAUCCUAUGGUUUUGAUGAUGAUAUUACCAUUAUUGCUAAUUAUGAUUAUACCAAAAAUAAUGAACGAUCCUGAAACCAGGAAGGAGAUGGAACAACUAAAUAAUUUUACCAAUUACAAUAUGCCAGAAAUGUCUGAAGUAAUAACAUCGUUUUUGUCUGGUGGAGAAAAACAAAAAUCAAAAGCAGUGAAAGCUGCAAAAAAGAGACAAUGAUUAAAACCUUUAUAGGAUGUGUAUUUGCACUCUAAUUAAUUACAAUUUUUAGAAGAAA
Frieseomelitta varia is the source of this 782-nucleotide messenger RNA. It is a transcript of the gene EMC7, whose product is annotated as ER membrane protein complex subunit 7. Gene Ontology annotation, cellular component: EMC complex. The record is from RefSeq and is a predicted model, not a curated record. Bases 59 to 724 code for a protein of 221 amino acids. Gene Ontology annotation, molecular function: carbohydrate binding. NCBI's taxonomy places the organism in Eukaryota, Metazoa, Arthropoda, Insecta, Hymenoptera, Apidae. The transcript has 4 exons.